AUGAAGCUACUCAUUGUAUUAAUUUCUUUAUUGGUGGCUAUUACGUUGUCAUAUUCAGCUCCACAGCCUAAUUUUGAAGACUACGCCCGAUCUGGUGAGCAAAUCAAGUCUUACGACACAGUUGAAAAUAAUUCAAAACCUGGAUUUUGGACAAAGAUCAAAAAUGGAACUAGAAACUUUUACUACAGAUGUGUUAAGUUUAAUUCAACGGCUGUUGAUCCCCAAAACGAUGAAACUGAUGAUUCCUUAACAUUCCUAAAUUCGACUGACAUUCCAGUCCCUAAAGAAGGUUGUUUAAAAUAUAUUGGAAAAGUAGGAAGAAAGGGAAAAAAUUGGAUUUUUGGAAAGGUUUCAAAUUUUAAAAGCUUUUUAUUUGGAAGUAGUCAAGACAUUGAUAAUGAUGCUGAAAUAGCAACCGAGUCAUAUUCUUAUUGGUCAUUAAAUGGAACAAAAACUAAAGUUUUUGUGAAAGUAAAUGCAACAACGGAAAAUCCAUCAGAAGAAUACGAAGACAACACUGAUUCCGAAUUCGAAUGA
Chironomus riparius is the source of this 537-nucleotide messenger RNA. NCBI's taxonomy places the organism in Eukaryota, Metazoa, Arthropoda, Insecta, Diptera, Chironomidae. The record is from the annotation of a GenBank genome assembly.